UUUUACCUUUUAUUCUAUCUCUUACCAUUGUUUCAAUCAGAGUAUGGAGAAAAAUCAAAGACGGCAAAUUCGGUAUUGAAGACUGGCUUCUCGUAAUUGCAGAAGCCAUCUCAGCUGCACUUGCAGCCACUAUGUGUAAAUUUGUCAUGGUGUCCUACGCAGGAUAUCACGCGGAGGACAUCCCGAAAGGCGCGGUCAACCAAGUUGACUUACUCUUUUGGCGUUACAUCAACAACAUCCUCCACAACCCCGUCCUCGGUCUCGUCAAGAUCUCAUUCUUGAUCACUCUCCUGAAGCUUCGGUCUUAUAACCGGUGGAUAAUCGCAAGUCUGUGGACAUCAAUCGCGGUGAAUAUUGUCUUCAUCAUCCUUGCAGUUCUCGGAGGCAUCGUCAAGUGCUGGCCAAUCGAGAAAGCGUGGCAUCCGGACAUCCCUGGCCAUUGCCCUCAUCGCCCUCCGUACAUCUAUGGUACUAUUGGUACGACCAUCGCUACCGAUUUCCUCGUCUCUUUGAUACCUGCAUGGAUUAUUCACGAUCUCCGGAUGCCUAUGAAGAACAAGGUCGCCGUGAUACUGUUUCUCUCUCUUCCACUUGCGGUAACGGCGAUUGGCUGCUAUCGUCUGCAGAUGUUCAUCGCAGUCUUUAGAUUACCAAAGGGAAUGGCCGACGAGAACCCCUACAAUGUUCGGAACGCAUUAACCAAUAUAGAGGGCAAUCUGGGUGUGAUUGCUGCUUGCGGACCUACGAUCAAAUGGAUCUUGGCACGUUUCAUUCCUUACUUUGAUACUUCUCCUAAGCCCGACCCAUUCGUACCAAGUCCAUUGUCGAACCGUUGGCGCCGUUUCAGAGGCUACCGGCGCAGCAACGGCGACAUCGAGUUGCAGACGGAUAUUCUCCAUGAUACCUUACCACAAAACAGCGUGAACUCGGGCUCAAAAGUAGAUGAUGAUAAAGGCAGUGAAAAGCAAGGUGUUACGGUCGAAACGAAAGAAGUCAUUGAGAGAACGACAACUGUAGAUGUGGAAAGUGCAGAGGUGUUGAAGGCGAACUUGGUUCUAGAACCGAAGAAAUGAGAGGCAAGGGUCUUUGGACCCGGACUUCCAUUCUAUAUUAUGCGAUUUAUGAUGGUAUGUCCGACCGGAAAGCGAUGAAAUAGCCCCUAGUCCGUUAGUCCAGCUACGUAGUGAGCGGAUGGUGGACUUGUAACCAC
Exserohilum turcica Et28A is the source of this 1210-nucleotide messenger RNA. RefSeq lists its product as uncharacterized. The record is from RefSeq and is a predicted model, not a curated record. NCBI's taxonomy places the organism in Eukaryota, Fungi, Ascomycota, Dothideomycetes, Pleosporales, Pleosporaceae. The transcript has 5 exons. Bases 132 to 1073 code for a protein of 313 amino acids.